Messenger RNA from Marchantia polymorpha subsp. ruderalis, 1072 nucleotides. NCBI's taxonomy places the organism in Eukaryota, Viridiplantae, Streptophyta, Marchantiopsida, Marchantiales, Marchantiaceae. The record is from the annotation of a GenBank genome assembly.
CCAAGCUCUGGCCAAACUCCGUCUCCCGAUGUAUGAAAUGUGUUUCAGCAGGAGGAAGAAAUGCAUUUUAACGUUAAACAAGGCUGUCCUUCAUUUCUCGUGCUCCGGUUCCUUCACCAAGCUAAGAACAGAUGGAAGACGUGAGAGGGAUGGAUCGAUCGAGUGCACGCAUCGUCGAGAUCGAUGUUGGAACCAGAAAAGAGGCACUGUAACAAAUCGAUGGACGCGCAGAAUCUCACACGACAGUCAAGGUUUGCCAGCGGAGGAGCUGGUGGACAUCGCUACAGGUGGUUCAUGCACUGGUGAGCGGGUCGGGUGUCGAUGGAGCAAAUGCGCCUUGGCAAGUGGAUCAUGGCAGAGCCGACGUGGGAGGACCGUCUGGAAAAAUCGGGCGGGCAAGCGCGAGCAUGCAUGCACAGCCACGAAGAAGGUCGCUCAACUUGUGACGGAAGUAAGUGCAACUUUCCAUGCCUCGUACCUGGACAUCCAUCGGAGGUUGCGAUCUUUUCUUUUCUCUUGUUUGUGGGCUUGCUCGGAUUCUAUUGCGACGAUGAGACGAGAUCUAGUUCCUUCCUCUCCUCGCCCACUGCCUUCCGUUUUGAAAAGAUAGAUCGGGAGCUUUUCACCUCACAUUGACUACGCAGCUGCUGUCAUAAAGAAAUGGGAGGAAAGUACGAGCAGGUAAUAAAGCGUUUACGCCUUUGUCUCCUUCUUCGGUGGUCCAAGGUUUCCGUGCUGUGGACUUUGUUUCAUUCUCUUAUCGUUUGCUUUGGAGAGACGAUCUUGUCAGGAAAAUUCUUGAAAGUAACUAUUUCGCAGAUCAUAGACCUAGGAACCGCUGAUAGCUCAGCAUUAGCCUUCGUCCUUUCCAAGAAAAACAUAUUUUAUUGUUGUUUCCUCUUCGAAUGUCAUGAGGAAAGCGUGAUGACUGUUCGAUGCUCGGUAACUCGAAGCCUUCUCUCUUGCGGUGCCUGCGUAACUUCUGGACGAGUUACUAAAAUUCCAUGAACAAUGUCCGGGAUAUGCUCGGAGAUACUUUUUUGGUGUGAACUUUUGCAUAAUCGAAACGGAC